AUCUCUAGGAAAAACAUGAGAAGAGUUGAUAAGUGUCUUUCAACCGUGAAACUUUUUGGCAACAUGAUUUUUACGGUCUUGAUGCUCAUUUGCAUGGAACCAAACGAAGUUGAAGCUCAGGUGGAGCCACUUCCUCCUCCACAUAACGAAGUACAAGCUCUUCGUGAGAUAGCUGCAGAACUUGGAAAGAAGGAUUGGAAUUUCAGUGAGAACCCUUGCAACAAUAAGUCAAGCUCCUUUACAGAACCGCUGCCACCAAAUAUGCCACUGGCCAUUAACAGUACUGUCACCUGCAGUUGCUCCCCCAAUGGUGAAUGUCAUAUUGAUGCAAUCUAUCUUAUAGGGCAGGAUCUUGAUGGUGUUCUUCCACGCUCACUUGUCAAGCUACCAUAUAUUAAAACAAUACAACUCACUCUAAACUAUCUUAAGGGUACAAUACCGCGUGAAUGGGCUGCUCUGAAGUUGGAGAUUUUGUCUGUUUCUAUGAACCAGUUAUCAGGGCGAAUACCUGGCUAUUUGGGAAACAUUACCACCCUAAAAUAUUUGACCCUCGAGAACAACCUGUUUUCUGGAACUAUUCCUCCCCAGCUAGGGAAAUUGGUUAACCUGGAAAACCUUACUCUUAGUGCUAACUUUCUCACAGGAAAGUUUCCCUGGGGUCUUACUAAGCUUUCCAAUCUAAAAGAACUUAGGAUUAGCAGUAACAACUUCACUGGAAAAAUACCCAACAUUUUUCAAUAUUGGAAGCAACUUGAGAAACUUGAGAUUCAAGCUAGUGGCUUUGAAGGGCCAAUUCCUUCGAGCUUAUCUGUCUUGCUUAAUUUAACUGAACUAAGGAUCAGUGACUUACCUGGAGAGGGUUCAAAGUUUCCCAACUUAGAAAAUAUGAAAAAUCUGUACAGAUUGAUGUUGCGUAGCUGCAAUAUAUCUGGACCAAUCCCAGAUUAUCUUUGGGCAUUUUCACGAUUGCAAAUUUUAGAUCUCAGCUUCAACAAAUUGGAAGGUCACAUUUUCGGUUCUGAAAGCCUUACAAAAACGCAAUACAUGUAUAUGACAAGCAAUGCGCUUGCUGGACCCAUUCCAGACUGGGUUAAUGCCAGAGAUAGCCGCUUCCAGAUAGAUCUUUCGUAUAAUAAUUUGUCUGAAAGCUCUGAGACGGUUUGCCAGGAAAAUCUAAAUUUGUUCAAAAGCUUUUCAGAAAGCAAAAACUCAGGACUCGAUGACUGCCUCAAGAACUUUCCUUGUUCAAAAGAUUGGUAUUCAGUACAUAUAAAUUGUGGUGGAAGAGCAACAACUAUUAAUGGCAUCAACUAUGAAGCAGAUGAAGACUUAGGAGGUCCAGCAAAAUAUUUUCCACUCAAAGAGGCUUGGGAAACUAGUAGUACCGGGCUUUUCUGGGGCACCUCCGUUGGUUCAAGGGACUAUAUAGCACAAAACGUUUCCAUUCUCAGAACAAAAAACUCCGAAUUAUACACAAGAGCUCGCCUCUCUCCUCUUUCUCUCACGUAUUAUUUUCGUUGCUUAGCAAAUGGAAAUUAUACCGUCACGCUUCACUUUGUAGAGAUAGUUAUCAGAGACAAUAGAUCCUUUCGAAGUCUUGGAAGAAGGAUAUUUGAUGUUUAUGUCCAGGAGAAACUUGAACUGAAGGAUUUCAAUAUUAAACAAGAGGCAAAGGGUGUUGAUAAAGCAGUUAUUAGGACCUUUAAAACAGUUGUCAGGAACAAAACUUUAACGGUACGCUUUCAUUGGGCUGGAAAGGGGACAACUGCUACCCCAAGAAGAGGAACUUAUGGUCCUCUGAUAUCAGCUAUCUCAGUAGACUCUGAUUUUAAGCCUCCAGUUCUUAAUGGUGGGAACACGAAGAUGAAGUUUGAAGUGGGAGCUGUUGUUUCUGUCUCAUGCCUGAUUUUCAUAAUUUUAAGCAUUCUAUGGUGGAAAGGCUAUUUUUGGCAUAGGACAUUAAGGGAACAAGACCUGAAGGGGUUCGAUCUGCAGUCUGGUUUUUUUACCUUCAGACAGAUGAAAGCUGCUACUAACAACUUUGACGCUGCAAAUAAAAUUGGAGAAGGUGGUUUUGGAUCUGUCUACAAGGGUAUACUACUAGACGGUACCAUAAUUGCAAUUAAACAACUUUCUUCAAAAUCAAGGCAAGGAGAUCGUGAAUUUCUGAAUGAACUAGGCAUGAUUUCUGGAAUACAACACCCGAAUCUUGUCAGGUUGUAUGGAUGUUGCGUUGAGGGAGGUCAGUUGUUGUUGGUCUAUGAAUACAUGGAAAAUAAUAGCCUUGCACGUGCUUUAUUUGGUCCUAAAGAAAGCCAGUUGACAUUGGACUGGCCUAUUAGGCAGAAAAUUUGUCUUGGAAUAGCGAAAGGUCUGGCUUUCCUGCAUGAGGAGUCGAGUUUAAAAAUUGUUCAUAGAGACAUCAAAACUGCCAACGUGCUACUUGAUAAGGAACUUAAUGCGAAAAUUUCUGACUUUGGUUUGGCCAAGUUUGUUGAGGAGGAAAAUACCCAUAUUAGCACCAGAGCUGCUGGAACCAUGGGAUACAUGGCACCAGAAUAUGUUUUAUGGGGCUAUCUGACGUACAAAGCAGAUGUUUAUAGUUUUGGUAUUGUUGCAUUAGAAAUUGUUGCUGGAAAGAACAAUACGAAAUAUAGACCAGAGGAGGAUUUUGUAUGCCUUCAGGAUUGGGCUCUUGUUUUACAACAUAAGGGAAAUUUAAUGGAGUUGGUGGAUCCAAGGUUGGGGUCGGAGUUUAACGAGGAAGAGGCAAUUAGAAUGAUAAAAGUAGCUUUAUUGUGCACUAAUUCAUCACCUGCACUUAGACCAAUCAUGUCUGAGGUGGUAAACAUGCUUGAAGGUCGAACCCUUGUUCCUGAAUUAAUUAUGGACCCAAGUAUAUUCGGUGAUGAGUUGAGAAUUGGAGCCCUGAGGGACCAAUGCAACCGAAUGCAGACUGGGAAGGACGAUGAAACCAGCACGUUUAGACAUUCAUCAGAUUCAACAGCAUUGCUGGGCUCUUCCUUAACGUUUGUUCAAGAUGCAUCAAAUCAAUCAUAUAGGAGAAAAACAAAAAUGGGAAGCUUUGGUGGUGUUUCAAUGACUGUUUUCCACCUUAUGAUUCUUACAUUGGUUCUCAUGUGCUUCAGAACAAACAAUGUUGAAGCUCAAGUAGAGCCGCCUCUUCCUCCAGAUUCUGAAAUGGAAGCUCUUCAUGAGAUCGCGGCAGAACUUGGAAAGAAGGAUUGGAAUUUCACUGAGAACCCUUGCAACAAUAGGUCAAGCUGGUUUACACCACCGCCGCCGCCGAAUGUGGCAGGGGUAACAAAUAACAGUACUGUCACUUGCAAUUGUUCCUUCCCCAAUGGUGAAUGUCAUAUAGAUGGCAUCUAUCUUAGAGGGCAGGAUCUUAAUGGUGUUCUUCCACGCUCAUUGUCCAAGCUAUCAUACCUUAAAACAAUUGAUCUUAAUCGGAACUAUAUUAAUGGAACAAUACCCCGUGAAUGGGCUACUAUGGAGUUGGAACUUAUAUCUGUUUCUAUGAACCGCUUAUCAGGGCCAAUUCCAGGCUUUUUGGGAAACAUUACCACCCUUGUAUAUCUGAGCCUCGAGAACAACCAGUUUUCUGGAAGUAUUCCUCAUGAGCUGGGGAAAUUGGUUAACCUGGAAAAUCUCAUUCUUAGUGCUAACUUUCUCACUGGAGAGUUUCCGUUAGCACUUUCUAAUCUGUCCAAACUAACAGAACUUAGGAUUAGCAGUAACAACUUCACUGGACAGAUACCUGACAUUUUUCCAAGUUGGAAGCAACUUGAGAAAUUAGAGAUUCAAGCUGGUGGCUUUGAAGGGCCAAUCCCUCCCAGCUUAGCUGUCUUGAAUAAUUUAAAGGAACUAAGGAUCAGUGACUUACAUGGAGAGGGUUCAAAGUUUCCAAACUUACAAAACAUGACAAACAUGAACAGAUUGAUGUUACGGAGCUGCAAUAUAUCUGGAUCGAUCCCAAAAUACAUAUGGGAAUAUUCACAACUGCAGAUUUUAGAUCUCAGCUUCAACAGAUUGGAAGGGAAAAUUGCAGAUUCUAACAGCCUUGUAUCUACACAAUACAUGUACCUGACAGGUAAUUUGCUGACGGGGCCCAUUCCAGAAUGGCUGAACACAAGAGAUGGCCGCUAUCAGAUAGAUCUAUCUUACAAUAAUUUCUCCGAAAGCUCUGAGCAGGCUUCUUGUCGUGAAAAUCUAAAUUUGUUCAAAAGCUCUUCGGAAGGGAAAAACUUAGGACUCGAUAAGUGCCUGAAGAACUUCCCUUGUUCAAAAGAUUGGUAUUCAGUACAUAUAAAUUGUGGUGGAGGAGCAACAACCAUUGGAGACAUCAAUUAUGAAGAAGAUGAGGAUGCAGGUGGUCCAGCAAAAUAUUUUCCAAUCAAAGAGACUUGGGAAACUAGUAGCACUGGGCUUUUCUGGGAUACCUCCGUAUCGGCAAAGGACUAUAUAGCACAAAAUGUUUCCUUACUGAGAACAAACAACUCGAAUUUAUACACAACAGCACGCCUCUCUCCACUCUCUCUCACUUAUUUUGUUCGUUGCUUAGCAAAUGGAAAUUAUACAGUCACACUUCACUUUGCGGAGAUAGUUAACAGACAAAAUAGUUCGUUUCGGAGUCUUGGAAGACGGAUAUUUGAUGUUUAUGUUCAGGAGAAACGUGAAUUGCAGGAUUUCAAUAUUGAAAAUGAGGCCAAAGGUGUUGAUAAGGAAGUUAUAAGGAGAAUUAAAACAGUUGUUAGGGACAAAACUUUGGCAAUACGCUUUCACUGGGCUGGGAAGGGUACAACUGGAAUUCCGAAAAGGGGAACAUAUGGCCCACUGAUUUCAGCUAUCUCAGUAGACUCUGAUUUUAAGCCACCAGUUGCAAAUGAUUGGAAGAGGAAGAUGAAGUUUGUGGUUGCAGCUGCAGUUUCUGUUCCAUGCCUCCUUUUAGUAAUAUUAGGCAUUCUGUGGUGGAAAGGCUGUUUUGAGGCAAAGGUCUCAAGGGAACAAGUCCUGAGGGGAUUAGACCUGCAGACCGGCUUUUUUACCUUCAGACAAAUGAAAGCUGCUACUAACAAUUUUGACGCUGCAAAUAAACUUGGAGAGGGUGGUUUUGGAUCUGUCUAUAAGGGCGUACUACUAGAUGGAACUAUAAUUGCAGUUAAACAGCUUUCUUCAAAAUCAAGGCAAGGAGACCGUGAAUUUCUGAAUGAACUAUCCAUGAUUGCUGGAUUACAACACCCAAAUCUUGUCAAGUUGUAUGGAUGUUGCAUUGAGGGAAAUCAGUUAUUGUUGGUGUAUGAAUACUUGGAAAAUAAUAGCCUUUACCGUGCUUUAUUUGGUCCCAACGAAAGCCGGUCGAAAUUGGACUGGCCUACUAGGCAGAAAAUUUGUCUUGGCAUAGCAAAAGGUCUCGCUUUCCUGCAUGAGGAAUCGAGUUUAAAAAUUGUUCAUAGAGACAUCAAAACUACCAAUGUGCUACUUGAUAUGGAUCUCAAUGCUAAAAUCUCUGACUUUGGUUUGGCAAAGUUUGAUGAGGAGGAAAACACCCAUAUUAGCACUAGAGUUGCUGGAACCAUAGGAUACAUGGCACCGGAAUAUGCAUUAUGGGGCUACCUGACCUAUAAAGCAGAUGUUUAUAGUUUCGGGAUUGUUGCAUUAGAAACUGUUGCUGGAAAGAAAAAUACAAGAUAUGGACCGGAGGAAGAUUUUGUAUGCCUCCAAGAUUGGGCACUUGUUUUACAACAAAAGGGAAAUUUGAUGGAGUUGGUAGAUUCAUCGUUGGGGGGCGAGUUCAACAAGGAAGAGGCGGUUAGAAUGAUAAAAGUAGCUCUAUUGUGCACUAAUCCAUCACCGGCACUUAGGCCUAACAUGUCUGAGGUGGUAAAAAUGCUUAAAGGUCGAACCCAUGUUCCUGAAUUAAUCAUGGAUCCCAGCAUCUUUGGUGAUGAGUUGAGGUUGGGAGCUCUAAGAGACCAAUUCAACCAGAUGCAACCUCGGAAGGGAGGUGAAAGUAGCACCUUUACUCACUCAUCAGAUUCCGGGGUAUUGCCAGGCUCUUCCUCAAUGUCUUUCUAGCUAGGAUCUAUCAAAUCAAUAUUGAUUCUCAGUAGUGUAAUAUAAAAGAUAGUAUUUGUAAAUUAUAUUUGGCUUCAAAAAUCAAAGAAAUCUGGGGUUUGUAUUACAUAAGGGUUGGAGAUUGGGAGGAAUGGUUAAUGUUGAAGGUCAUAAAGUUGUGUUACUUAUAUAUUUGCAUUCGAGAUGAGUGCAUCCAUUAUCAUGAAAACAUUGAAAAGAGUCAUAUUUA
Molecule: messenger RNA, 6328 nt
Organism: Theobroma cacao (cacao)
Lineage: Eukaryota; Viridiplantae; Streptophyta; Magnoliopsida; Malvales; Malvaceae
Product: putative leucine-rich repeat receptor-like serine/threonine-protein kinase At3g14840
Biological process (GO): protein phosphorylation
Molecular function (GO): protein binding; protein kinase activity; ATP binding
Source: RefSeq, a predicted model, not a curated record